This is a messenger RNA of Nakaseomyces glabratus, 1299 nucleotides long. RefSeq names its product Ino2p (gene INO2). Gene Ontology annotation, molecular function: protein dimerization activity. The record is from RefSeq and is a predicted model, not a curated record. Lineage: Eukaryota; Fungi; Ascomycota; Saccharomycetes; Saccharomycetales; Saccharomycetaceae.
AUGAUGCAGGAUCAUCAGAAAUCUGGAGUUUCUUCUAGUCAGGAUCUAUUUGAUCUUUUCGAACAGGGUAAUGAUAUUGACUUUGAGACAGCAUAUCAGAUGUUAAGCGGUACAUUAGAAGAAUCAGAACCAUUACAAUUUAUGCACAAGGGUCCAAGACAGCAAGAAGUAAGUACUCCUAUUGCAAAUAUCUUACCUCCUUUAGAUCCUAUUAAACCUGCAACACCUAAUGUUAUGAGUAACACAACACCUUAUGAAUACGCCAAUACAAACCUAAUCAAAACACCUCACGAUAAUAAUAUUCUUUUUUCACCGGAUAAUCAUACAAAGUCAAUGUUCAGCUUGGAUGGACAUACUACGAACCAUGGGAUAAGUAACAAUCAAAAGUCCUAUUAUAAUUUCGAUGGCAUUAGGAGUAAACAUACUGGAUUUGAGGGUAGUGUUUUACCUCAUUUUUACGAAUCGAAAUUGACCAGCCCACAAAGACUUCUAACCGAAAGUCCACAUCUUCCUACGAUCAGCCAAAACUUUCUAACAAGAUCACCAAUAUUUACUUCUCAGCCUUUCGAAAAUCAUCAAAAUAUUGGAAUACCACCAAUGAUCCAGGAAAAGCUACAUAACAAUUUCGGUUUUCCUCAGAAAGGAUUAGAUGAUCACUUUAAAAGUCCAGAAUUACUAAGUUCAUAUGAAUCACAUGCGAUAGAGAACUUCUUAGAUAACCUGGUCGCAUCUGAUCCUUUCCACAAUGAUAAAAAUGAUAUAGAUUUCAAAAUUGGAAAUGACAAAGCAGCUGUGCAUGAGGAUAUGAAUAACAAGGGCAACAUUCUCAGCGCUGAAAUUAUAAAUAAUAACAAAUGCAAUUCUUCUAUUGAUGUGACACAAAAUAGAAUUAAUUCAACCCUGCAUAAAAAUUCAAACUCAUCUGACAUUGUCCAUAAUAGAGAAGACUAUAAAAAUACGGAUCUUACAACAAACCAUAAAAUAAAAAAAAUACCAGUACCGAAGGAUUAUCCUACAAAAAAUAUUGAGCUCCCAGGUAUUGUAAUAUCAGAUGAUGAUAUACCCGCUGAUAUUAGACACGAUAUGGCAAAAGUACGAAAAUGGAAGCAUGUUAGAUUGGAAAAACUCAGAAGAACCCAUUCAAAAAAUGCUUUUGAUGAUCUAAUCAAAUUAAUAGAAACCCCACAUCCAAAUUUGGAUAAAAGAAUACCAAAGUAUAAACUCUUAGGCCUAGUAAUGAAUGAUAUCAAAGGGUUAUUAGAGGCCAAUGAAAAGCUCGAAAAAUUAUUAAACUCCUAA